AUGAGAGGUCUCUGUGCUGCUGGAGUUCUUAGAAGAAAAAAUCAGAUAAAGAGAAGACAUGACCUUGCUUAUAGAAAGCGUUUGCUUGGAAAGAGAUUUAAGACUGUUAUUGCUGGAAAACCGCAGGCCAAGGGUAUUGUUUUGAAGAAGGUUGGUAUUGAAGCCAAACAGCCAAAUUCAGCCGUACGUAAAGUGUGCAAAGUUCAAAUUAUAGCAACAGGAAAAACUCUUUUAGCCUUUGCGCCAGGAGACGGUGCUUUUAAUGUUAUACAAGAAAAUGAUGAAGUUGAUGUAGGAGGUCUUGGUAAAAAAGGCAGAGCAGUGGGAGAUAUGCCAGGUAUUAAGUAUGAAAUCAUCAAAGUAGCAGGAGUCUCACUUGAUGCCAUACUUUCAGGUAAAAAGGAAAAGCCUACUAAAUAA
Vittaforma corneae ATCC 50505 is the source of this 420-nucleotide messenger RNA. Its product is annotated as ribosomal protein S23 (S12). Gene Ontology annotation, biological process: translation. The coding region runs from base 1 to 420 and encodes 139 amino acids. Gene Ontology annotation, molecular function: structural constituent of ribosome. Gene Ontology annotation, cellular component: cytosolic small ribosomal subunit; ribosome. Lineage: Eukaryota; Fungi; Microsporidia; Nosematidae. The record is from RefSeq and is a predicted model, not a curated record. The transcript has a single exon.